Molecule: messenger RNA, 378 nt
Organism: Penicillium hordei
Lineage: Eukaryota; Fungi; Ascomycota; Eurotiomycetes; Eurotiales; Aspergillaceae
Product: Glucose/ribitol dehydrogenase
Exons: 1
Coding region: 1-378 (125 amino acids)
Molecular function (GO): oxidoreductase activity
Source: RefSeq, a predicted model, not a curated record
AUGAAGCACAUGGCACCAGGUCCGGCAUCCAGUAUUUCGUUCACGUCCGGAAUCAGCGCCUAUCGUCCGUACCCUAAUUGGAAUGCGCCAGGCGCCUAUACCGGCUCAUUGGAGGGCAUGGUUCGAAGUUUAGCGGUUGAAAUGAAGCCAGUGCGCGUAAACCUGGUCUGUCUCGGCCCAGUUGACACAGACCUCAUAGCUCGCUGGUACUCUACUCCUGACGAACGAAAGAGAGGCAUUGAUGCUAUCAGCAGUUCUUCUGUGACAGGGGCUAUUGGGCAAGCUGAAGAUGUUGCAGAAGGUUAUGUUUACUGCAUGAAAGACUACAACUUGACAGUAUCCAUUAUAAAUUCCAACGGAGGAUUGUUGAUCGUCUGA